Molecule: messenger RNA, 771 nt
Organism: Anneissia japonica
Lineage: Eukaryota; Metazoa; Echinodermata; Crinoidea; Comatulida; Comatulidae
Product: dolichyl-diphosphooligosaccharide--protein glycosyltransferase subunit STT3A-like
Exons: 5
Biological process (GO): post-translational protein modification
Cellular component (GO): membrane
Molecular function (GO): dolichyl-diphosphooligosaccharide-protein glycotransferase activity
Source: RefSeq, a predicted model, not a curated record
GCAUUUGGAGUUUUUGGAUUGUGCCAGGUGUUUGCUUUAACUGAAUACUUGCGUGCCAAUCUGAGUGACCAGUAUUUUAGCAUUCUUUUCCGAAGUGUUAUGAUUAUAAUCACGUCUGUUGUGACUGCAGUUGGUGCUGUUUUAUCUUGGACUGGCAAAAUUUCUCCAUGGACAGGACGUUUCUAUUCCCUUCUGGAUCCUUCGUAUGCCAAGAAUAACAUUCCCAUCAUUGCGUCUGUCUCUGAACAUCAGCCUACUACGUGGAGUUCAUAUUACUUUGAUUUGCAGAUGCACGUCUUCAUGUUUCCAGUUGGUAUGUACUAUUGCUUCUGCAAGUUAACUGAUGCCAAUAUUUUUAUCAUUUUGUAUGGUAUUACAAGUUUAUAUUUCUCUGGUGUGAUGGUACGUUUGAUGUUAGUACUUGCGCCUGUUAUGUGCAUCCUGUCUGGUAUUGGAAUCUCGUCUGUGCUAACAACUUACAUGAGAAACUUAGACAUUACCAGGAAGGAUAAGAAAACAAAGAAAACAGAUUCAAGUUAUCCAAUCAGAAAUGAGGUUGCAACUGCUGUUAUUUUAUUGGUGACUUUCUUCCUGAUUACAUACACAUACCACUGUACUUGGGUAACAUCUGAGGCUUACUCUUCCCCCUCAAUUGUGCUGUCAGCGCGUGCUGGUGACGGUGGACGUAUUAUUUUUGACGACUUCAGGGAAGCUUAUUACUGGCUGAGGCAUAACACUCCUGAAGUAAGUGCACAGCUUACAAACUGUUUU